CAGAUGAGGACGAAGCGAAGGAGACUGUCGUAAAGUGGGAUGUUUUGGAGUGGGGAGGUCAUUGGAAAGUGAGGUUGUUCGGUACGUUUUGGGGGGAACAGACCGCCACCUCUAGCACAGGUGUCAGAUAUUCUGAUACCAGAGUGGCCUUACUCAAAUCCAGCGUAGUUUUACAGGGUCAUCACGGUCAAAAUGUUGCGUUUAGCGCUGCGAGUGCGUCCAUCAUCCAGGCUCACCCGGCUCAGUGUCCUGUCGGGCCCUGCUGCUGCUAGUCCACGAUCCGGACCGCUAUCAUGCCAUCAUCUCAAGCGAUACCACUCCAGCGGCCCGGCCCGGACCCGGAUCUUGUGUCACGGUCGGUGUGUGUUCAACAGCAUCCUCAGUAACAGAUCAUGGGUCUUGCGAAGCCAGACGGCUAGUUUCAGUCAAAGCAUGCGAAUGUACAGUCUGCCACCACAUCAGAAGGUGGAACUACCCGCUUUGUCCCCCACUAUGCAGAUGGGCACUAUUGCACGCUGGGAGAAGAAAGAAGGAGACAAAAUCAAUGAGGGAGAUUUGAUCGCUGAGGUUGAAACAGACAAGGCUACGGUUGGAUUUGAAAUGCUGGAGGAGUGCUACCUUGCCAAGAUCUUGGUCCCUCAGGGUACAAGAGAUGUGGCCAUUGGAGCUGUCAUUUGCAUUACAGUUGACAAUCCUGACCUCAUCCCUGCAUUUAAAGACCUUACAUUGGAUAAAAUCGCUAGUUCCUCCCCUGCACCUGCAGCUGCCCCUCCCCCUCCAGCAGCGCCUGCUGCUGCUCCUGCUUCGCCACAAGUUCCUGGAAGCUCCUUCCCACCUCACAUGAAGAUUCUUCUCCCAGCUCUCUCCCCCACCAUGACUAUGGGCACCGUGCAGCGCUGGGAGAAGAAGGUGGGUGAGAAACUCGGUGAGGGAGACCUGCUGGCUGAAAUCGAGACGGAUAAGGCAACAAUCGGUUUUGAGGUACAGGAGGAGGGUUACCUGGCUAAGAUAUUGAUUGCUGAGGGCACCAGGGACGUUCCUCUUGGCACUCCUCUCUGUAUCAUUGUGGAAAAGGAAUCCGACAUUAGCACGUUCGCUGACUAUGUAGAGACAGGGGUGGCUACAAGCCCACCUCCCGCUCCCACACCGGUAGCCACCCCACCGCCAGCACCAGCUCCAGCAGCUCCCACCCCAGCACCUGCCGCUGCUCCUAGGAAGGGUAGGGUGUUUGCCAGUCCUCUAGCCAAGAAACUGGCUGCCGAGAAGGGAAUUGACAUCGCCCAAGUCACAGGAACUGGACCAGACGGCAGACUCACCAGGAAAGAUAUCGACAGUUUCGUUCCACCUAAGCCCACUCCUACACCAGCUGCUGCUCCUACCCCUGCUGCACCCACACCCAGCCCUCCAGCCGCCCCUGCUUUUGCUGCUGUACCUACAGGAACCUUCACUGACAUCCCCAUCAGCAACAUCCGCAGAGUGAUUGCCCAGAGGUUGAUGCAGUCGAAGCAGACUAUUCCUCACUAUUAUUUGUCUAUCGAUGUCAACAUGGACCAGGUUCUUGAACUCAGGAAAGAACUCAAUGCUGAGGUGAAAGCGGAUAACCUCAAACUCUCGGUCAAUGACUUCAUCAUCAAGGCCUCGGCUCUGGCCUGUUUAAAGGUGCCAGAGGCCAACUCCUCCUGGAUGGACACAGUCAUCAGACAAAAUCACGUGGUGGAUGUUAGUGUCGCAGUCAGUACGCCUGUGGGUCUAAUCACUCCCAUUGUAUUUAAUGCUCAUAUUAAGGGUCUUGCGACUAUCAGCAAGGACGUAGCCACAUUAGCUACUAAAGCACGAGAGGGAAAACUACAACCGCACGAAUUCCAGGGUGGCACCUUCACUAUUUCCAAUCUGGGCAUGUAUGGCAUCAAGCAUUUUUCAGCUAUCAUUAACCCUCCUCAAGCCUGCAUUCUGGCUGUGGGUGGCUCAGAAAAGAGACUGCUGCCUGCAGACAACGAAAAAGGGUUUGAUGUGGCAAGCAUGAUGUCUGUGACUCUGAGCUGUGAUCACCGGGUGGUAGAUGGCGCUGUUGGUGCACAGUGGCUGGCCGAGUUCCGCAAGUUCCUGGAUAAACCGUUCACCAUGCUCCUGUGAGCAGGACGUUUAAAGGCUCCUGGCCCAAAAAAAAAAAAAA
Molecule: messenger RNA, 2173 nt
Organism: Sinocyclocheilus rhinocerous
Lineage: Eukaryota; Metazoa; Chordata; Actinopteri; Cypriniformes; Cyprinidae
Product: dihydrolipoyllysine-residue acetyltransferase component of pyruvate dehydrogenase complex, mitochondrial-like
Exons: 14
Coding region: 193-2133 (646 amino acids)
Biological process (GO): pyruvate decarboxylation to acetyl-CoA
Cellular component (GO): pyruvate dehydrogenase complex
Molecular function (GO): dihydrolipoyllysine-residue acetyltransferase activity
Source: RefSeq, a predicted model, not a curated record